GCAGCUACUCACUCGUUCAUCUUGACUCAGUCACCGGGACUCACACACGUCUCAGUCAGCGGUUCUGUAGAAUUAAGAUGUAUAUUUGAGCAGACCGUUAGCUACUGCUUUAAUGCUGCUGCAUGGGAAAAGUUGAAUCUACGGACUGGAAAACUCACGACUGUGAAUACUAACCAUGAGAAUAAAGUUCGACAACAUGAUGAUAAAACAUGCGUUUUGACUCUUAAUAACUUAAUCCUGAAAGAUUCAGGCAUGUACUAUUGUAUUAGCCAUUAUAACCAAAUGGCUGUGAUCGGCAAUGGGAGCAGGGUGAUCGUAUCAGAUCGUUCUGUAACAAAACUAUCCAUCUUAUACACACCACAAGAACCUGACUCACCAUCGGUUUCACUGCAGUGUCUCGUGACUGGACUUGUCCCGUCUCAGGUGCGUGUGUUCUGGAAGAUUGGACAGAAUGAGCGUGCUGGAUGGACCGAGUCCGGCUGGACAGACGACACUUAUUCAGCCACAGAAUUCACACGGGCUCAUCUCUCUGUUCCUGCAGAGGAGUGGAAUAAAGCCGGUGAAAUUCAGUGCUUUGCUAAUUAUGAUGGCAAGAGCAUCUCCAAAACUCUGACGCGAAGCG
This is a messenger RNA of Sinocyclocheilus anshuiensis, 622 nucleotides long. RefSeq lists its product as uncharacterized. NCBI's taxonomy places the organism in Eukaryota, Metazoa, Chordata, Actinopteri, Cypriniformes, Cyprinidae. The transcript has 2 exons. The annotation marks the transcript as partial. The record is from RefSeq and is a predicted model, not a curated record.